Populus nigra (black poplar) is the source of this 878-nucleotide messenger RNA. Its product is annotated as mediator of RNA polymerase II transcription subunit 23-like. Bases 53 to 334 code for a protein of 93 amino acids. Gene Ontology annotation, biological process: regulation of transcription by RNA polymerase II; positive regulation of gene expression. Gene Ontology annotation, cellular component: transcription regulator complex; mediator complex. The record is from RefSeq and is a predicted model, not a curated record. Lineage: Eukaryota; Viridiplantae; Streptophyta; Magnoliopsida; Malpighiales; Salicaceae. The transcript has 2 exons.
UGAUUUUUCUCGACCAUCUUUUUUUCAGACCCUCUCGUUGCUUUUAAAUACAAUGGUUGACGUUUUUGGGAGGAGUUCACAGACAUCAACUGCUGUUGAAGCAUCAGAAAUUGCAGAUCUCAUUGACUUUCUCCAUCAUGUUGUCCAUUAUGAAGGGCAGGGAGGUCCUGUCCAGCCUAACAGCAAGCCUAAAUCAGAGGUUCUUGCCCUUUGUGGGAAGGCAGCAGAAAGUCUACGUCUAGAUUUACAGCAUCUUCUUUCCCACUUGAAACCUGACACGAAUUCUUCCAUAUAUGCUGGCACUCAUCCAAAGCUGGUCCAGGAUCCCCCAUGACCUUUGGGUUUAAGCAUUCUUCAUGAGCCGAUCAUGAGAUGGCUAUACCCUCUUAAUUGAACUAGCUCUAUAUCCUCUGGGGUCUUCAUACAGCAGAUUUUGAUGCACUUUGCUGCUUUGGAAUAAGAGAGAUAAAAGGAGUGAAUGAAGGUGCUUGACAGCUUCCAAACCCGAUAGCGAUGGAGAAGACAUCCCAGUUUGAAGGGCACUGCCCUGCGCCGAUUUCCUUUUGGUCCGGGAAAGCCUCCACCUGUAUCCAUGCCAAUAAAAGAAGCAUGAUCCCUUAUUGGCCAUAGAGGAGAUACUGUACAUUAUUGUAAACUAUUGACAGAGUUGUUAACUUGUGAAUAUCUGAAUUUUGUAAAGCUAUGAAAUUUUAAAAACUACCUCAGCCCAACAAAUUGUUUAGCUUACGAAAGUGGUAAAGCUGUGAAAUUUUAAUCAUUGCACGGGAAAGGAGCGUCAACAUGUAUCUGAGUUUGGUAAGGUUUGAGGCUGUCUCAAUGUGACUCCAAAACUUUGUUGUCUAUCAAUUAACCCCCCC